This is a messenger RNA of Cherax quadricarinatus, 891 nucleotides long. Lineage: Eukaryota; Metazoa; Arthropoda; Malacostraca; Decapoda; Parastacidae. The record is from RefSeq and is a predicted model, not a curated record.
UCUUAUAAAGAAUUAAUGUUCGUAUUUCAGAAUUCAGAUAUGUUUUGGAAGCCAAGUGUUGCUGUGGUGAGUGAUGUUGCCACCUUCAUGAGAGACCUGGCUGCUGCUCUCACAGGCUACCAGUGUGAUGAAGAGUGGAUUACUUCCCUUAGAGAGAGAGAUGAAGCCAAGGAAGCCAUCAAUAUUAAGAUGGCUGAAGACAUGCCAGAGGUGCACUUAAAUCCCAUGAAAGUGCUCAAUGAAUUGGAAGAAUUGUUGCCAUCUGAUGCUGUGCUGAUUGGUGAUGGUGGUGACUUUGUAGCAACUGCUGCUUAUAUCCUGAGACCACGUGGUCCAUUAAUGUGGCUUGAUCCAGGUGCAUUCGGUACUCUGGGUGUCGGUGGAGGAUUUGCUUUAGGUGCCAAGAUUUGCCGACCAGAGUCUCAGGUCUGGAUUAUAUAUGGUGACGGUGCUCUAGGCUACUCCUUAGCUGAAUUUGACACAUACGCUCGUCACAAGACUCCAGUAAUUGCCUUGGUGGGAAAUGAUGCUGGUUGGACGCAGAUUGCACGGGAUCAAGUUCCUACUUUUGGAUCCAGUGUUGCUUGUGACCUAGCAUAUUGUGACUACGACAAAGCCAUGGAAGGCCUUGGAGCUAAAGGCAUUAGUGUUGGUCGUAAUGACAGUAUUCCUGACAAGUUGAAAGAAGCACAGAAGCUCCAUGAUGAGGGCUACCCAGUACUUGUCAAUGUCUUUAUUGGUAAGACCAAAUUCAGAGAGGGUAGCUUAUCUGUGUAAGUCAUGUGAAAUAUAUUUGCCUAUUGCACUAUGCCCAGUUGUGGAUGAUUCCUUGUUUCUUGUAGAUAUGCACUCUGGCUAUUGCACAAAUUCCAUUAAAGGUUAAUUAUUUAC